UGCACAAAAAGUACACUAUUCCUUCGAUUGUCCCACCGAUUGGCCGGUGCUGCACUUGGAGGAGAACAAAUUAUAAGUUAGCCUAGUGCAUUUUGUGAAAUAUAAAGUGAAAGUUCGAGUGCUUGUUGACUUGUGUCCAGCUUCUCGCUGCAUUCAGCUGCAAACUAAUCAACAUGGGAAAGGACAAAUACGAUUUGCGACAAGUGGAACUGGGAAACGAAAACCCUGGCUUCCAGAUCGACAUCACCGACGGCAAGGGAGUCAUCACCACUAAUGGCGCCAAAGCGACGAAUGGCAAACCCGUGGUCGCCUCAAAGGACACCGUCCAGCUGGAGGAAGGCACAGACAGGCAGCAGUGGUCAAACCCUGUCGAGUUCCUCCUUUCCUGUAUCGCCAUGUCCGUUGGUUUGGGCAACGUGUGGCGUUUCCCUUUCACUGCCUACGAGAACGGUGGCGGCGCCUUUCUCAUCCCUUACAUCAUUGUGCUGCUCAUUGUCGGAAAACCUUUCUACUACAUGGAGCUCGCCCUCGGCCAGUUUUCCAGCUCUGGACCUGUCAGAGUGUGGGAAGUCGUGCCUGCUUUGAAAGGCGUCGGUAUAGGGCAACUAGUCUCAACGACGGGUGUGUUCACGUACUAUUGUUCCAUCAUGGCGAUCACCAUGUUCUACUUCUUCGCGUCGUUCACCGCCGAGCUGCCCUGGGCUAGAUGUGGCGAGGGAUGGGUCGACUGCGCUGAUUCUUUCGGAUCCAACGGCAGCAUCAGCUCAUCGGAAAUAUACUUCAAGGACAUAGUGCUGCAGGAGAAGGACCAGAUCAAUGACGGUGUAGGUUACCCUGAGUGGAGGUUGACGUUGUGUCUGCUCUUCUCAUGGGUCACCAUCUGCCUGGUGCUGAUCAAGGGCGUCCAGAGCUCUGGCAAAGCGGCCUAUUUCCUUGCGCUAUUCCCGUACGUGGUGCUCAUCAUCCUGCUUGUCAGGGGCGCCACCCUUCCUGGUGCUGUCGAUGGAAUUCUCUACUUCAUUACGCCACAAUGGGAACAACUGCUCAACCCUAAGGUGUGGUACCAAGCAGUUACGCAGUCAUUUUUCUCCCUGGGUGUCGCGUUCGGCGGCCUCACAAUGUACGCCUCCUACAGCCCCCUUCACCACAACUUUCACAGGGAUGCGAUGAUCGUGACCACAAUGGACACGUUCACCAGCUUGUUGGCUGGAUUCACAAUUUUCGCCAUCCUCGGUAAUCUGGCAUAUGAGAAAGGAACGGACAUCAGCAAUGUUGUCAGCGGCGGAUCAGGACUUGCAUUCAUUUCAUACCCAGAAACCAUCGCCAAAUUCAACGAAGUGCCACAGUUGUUCUCGGUGCUCUUCUUCUUGAUGUUGUACACGCUUGGUAUUGGAAGUGCCAUUUCUCUGGUCGGCGCCGUCAUCACUGCGUACUGCGACCAGUUCCCGACCCAUAAGCGCUGGAUUGUGACCCUGGUCGUGUGCACCUUCGGCUUCCUCAUUGGCCUGGUUUACGUCACACCGGGCGGCCAGUGGAUUUUGGACUUAGUCGACUAUUUCUCAGGCACCUUCAUUAUCUACAUCCUCGCCCUGACCGAAAUCAUCGGCAUUUCUUGGAUUUACGGUGUGAAUAAUUUCUGCCGUGAUCUGGAAUUCAUGCUGGGAAUCAAGGUCGGCUUUUAUUGGAGAGUCUGCUGGGGAUUUGUUACUCCCAUCUUCCUGUUGGCUAUUCUUAUCUACAGUCUGAUCACCCUGACGCCCAUUCAGUACCAAGGAAAGGAUUACCCCGACGCAGCUUAUGCCUGCGGUUGGGUCCUGUUCUUCAUUGGCGUGGUUCAGGUUCCGUUCUGGGCAAUCUUUGCAAUUUGCAAAUACUACAAGACUUCCAUUCCAGAGGCAAUCAAAAAGGCAUUCAGACCCACCAAGAGAUGGGGACCGAAGAGUGCCAAGUCGCGCCAGGAGUGGGAAAUUUACAAGGAAGAAGAAAAGGAGAAGAUGAGAAACGAAACGAAGUCUUUCAAGUUCCUCCAUCUUGUCUUUGGAGUGACCAGGCGGCGACCAAGUUCUGUGUCGUCCUCUUCCUAGUUCCAGCUAACUUGUAUAGUUAUGACUUAAGCAUAUUUUAAUUUUAGACCAAUGAACUUUUGAACCAAUUUCAUCUUGCAAAUUUCUCUGCCUAAAAGGAAACCGCAUAGAAAAAUCGUGAUAUAUUCAAAUUAUGUCAUUAACUAUUAUGUUAUUUUGGCGUCCUUUCCACAAGACCAGUACAAAAUCAAUGCAAUAAAUAGAAGGAGAAUUCAAAAUUAAAUGAUACAUAAGUUUAGAAAAAGAAAAUUUUUUUGUAAGCAAGUUGAAAAUUUGAUCUCGCGUCACUUUCAAUAUCAGCAUAAAUUCUUGGAUUGCAUUGACGAUUGACUUGAUAGUUGAUAGCAAUUUUUAUACAAUUGUAACUAUGUAUUAAGAGCAGGGUGUAGAUAGUUUCCACUAUAAUUGUUAUUAAAUUAACAGACUUUGGUAGGUUUUAUCUACCUAUUUAAACUAAAACAUUCAUUCCACUAAUUGUAAAAGACAAAAAAGGUAGCCUUCUGUUUUCAAAAUUUAAUUUUAGAGGUUCCAUGUUUUUGAUGAUAAGAGAUAGAAAAAUUAAAAAGAAAACAUUUACAACCUGUGGUAACAAUGUGGCUUCUAAUUUAAUAAAAAUGUUUUAAAUGUUGAAAUUAA
This is a messenger RNA of Neocloeon triangulifer, 2720 nucleotides long. RefSeq names its product sodium-dependent nutrient amino acid transporter 1 (gene NAAT1). Gene Ontology annotation, molecular function: L-amino acid transmembrane transporter activity. Gene Ontology annotation, biological process: sodium ion transmembrane transport. Gene Ontology annotation, cellular component: membrane. The record is from RefSeq and is a predicted model, not a curated record. Bases 174 to 2084 code for a protein of 636 amino acids. The transcript has 13 exons. Lineage: Eukaryota; Metazoa; Arthropoda; Insecta; Ephemeroptera; Baetidae.